This is a messenger RNA of Eucalyptus grandis, 1319 nucleotides long. Its product is annotated as probable 3-hydroxyisobutyryl-CoA hydrolase 3. The transcript has 14 exons. NCBI's taxonomy places the organism in Eukaryota, Viridiplantae, Streptophyta, Magnoliopsida, Myrtales, Myrtaceae. The coding region runs from base 54 to 1235 and encodes 393 amino acids. Gene Ontology annotation, molecular function: 3-hydroxyisobutyryl-CoA hydrolase activity. The record is from RefSeq and is a predicted model, not a curated record. Gene Ontology annotation, biological process: L-valine catabolic process.
AGAGAGAGAGAGAGAGGGAGGGAGAGGGAGGUAGAGGGAGGGAGAGAGAGAUAAUGAAUAUGCAGUCUCUGAGCUCUACCGAGUUGUUCCGCAGAGACUUGACCGAGCAGCCGGUGCUGUUUGAAGAGCAUUCGGGAGUGAGAAAGGUGAUCUUGAACCGGCCUUCCAAGUUAAACUCCCUCAAUCUCGAAAUGAUUUCUCAGAUGUUUAGCAAGUUGAAGAUCUACGAGGACGAUCCUACUGUCAAUGCUGUCAUCUUGAAGGGAAACGGGAAAGCAUUUUGUGCGGGCGGUGAUGUUUUCCAAAAUAUCUGCUCCAUGUUAACAGGACAUUGGAGCUUUGGAGCAAGCUUUUACAAGAAACAACUCACCUUGGAUCACUUGAUAGCCACCUAUAAAAAGCCUUUGGUAUGCCUCACCAAUGGAGUGGUAAUGGGCGGCGGCGCUGGACUCUCCAUGCACGCAAGCUUUAGAGUCGUGACAGAGAAGACGGUAUUUGCAAUGCCUGAAGCAAUACUCGGAAUCUUUCCUGAUGUGGGUGCAUCUCAUUUCCUACCCAAGCUUCCCGGUUACUUUGGUGAAUAUCUAGGAUUAACCGGAGCACGGCUGGAUGGAGAAACAAUGCUUGCAUGUGGCCUCGCAACUCAUUUUGUCUUUUCAAAGGAUCUUCCUCUUCUAGAGCAUGCUCUCUCUUCGGUGGAUUCGUCAAAUGCAUCAGACAUAUUGUCGGUCAUCAACAAUUAUGCGUGCAAAUCCAAUAUGAAAGAGGAAGAACUCCACAAAAGAUUGAAGAGCAUAAACAGAUGUUUUUCAAGACAGACGGUGGAGGGCAUAUUACAUUCUCUUGAGGAGGAGCUGCUAAAUAACUUGGCAGAGAAAUGGAUCGCCGAGGCAGUGAACAGUAUGAAGUCUGCUAGUCCGACCAGCCUAAAGAUUUCUCUGAGAUCGAUAAGAGAAGGACGUGGUCAGACGAUUGAACAAUGUCUAGCUCGCGAGUACACCGUCUUUUGCAACAUCGUGCGAAGGAAGAUCACCAAUGACUACUAUGAGGGUUCAAGGGCAAUUUUUUUCGAUAAAGACAAAAAACCCAAGUGGGAGCCGCCGAAGUUAGAGUUGGUCGGAGCAGAGAUGGUGGACAUGCUAUUUAAAGCAUUCGAGGAUGAUGACGACUGGAAUUGUCUACAGCUCCCUGCACGGUCCUCCAACGUGCUUGACCACGCAAGGUCAAAGCUCUGAAUGAACGUAUUUGUGACAUGUCACAAAGCUGAUCAGAGAACCCGCAGCAAGUAGAAAGAGAGAAAGAAGGAAGAGAGAAGGAAU